Messenger RNA from Hibiscus syriacus, 1320 nucleotides. RefSeq names its product protein DMR6-LIKE OXYGENASE 1-like. The transcript is spliced from 2 exons. The record is from RefSeq and is a predicted model, not a curated record. Bases 112 to 1209 code for a protein of 365 amino acids. Lineage: Eukaryota; Viridiplantae; Streptophyta; Magnoliopsida; Malvales; Malvaceae.
UUUGAUCGUCUCCUAUAAACACACCCCCAACACCAAACCCUUGUCAGUGCAAAAACAUUAACAUUCAAACACUUGUGAACAACUGUGUUUCUUUUCCGACAGGGAAUAUUCAUGUCUCCCCCUGCAAUCGCGGUGCCAAGCGAAGCCGAUGAGUUCCAGAAAGGAGUGAAGCAUCUCUUCGAGAAUGGAGUUCGUAAACUUCCUAAUAAGUACAUAUUGCCUGUUUCGGACCGACCCAAUGUGGAUAAUGAGAACUCGAAUGUGGCUAAGUCUAGUAUUCGACUGCCGGUGAUCGAUUUCGCCGAGUUACGAGGCCCGAAUCGGUCCCGAGUCCUCGACUCGCUGUCUUCUGCCUGCGAAGAAUAUGGGUUUUUUCAGGUGGUGAAUCACGGCGUCGCCAUUGAUUCUAUACGGAGUAUGAUCGACGUGAGCGGCAGGUUCUUUGGUCUCCCGUACGAGGAAAGGGAGAAGUACAUGUCGACCGACAUGACCUCGCCUGUUCGGUACGGGACCAGCUUUAACCAGAUGAAAGACUCGGUGUUUUGUUGGAGAGAUUUUUUGAAGCUCGUCUGCAAUCCGUUAUCCGAUGUUCUUCCUCGUUGGCCUUCUUCUCCGACGGACUUCAGGGGAGUGGCGGCUACCUACGCGAAUGAAACCAAGUGGUUGUUUUUGAAAAUGACGGAGGCUAUCUUGGAGUGCCUGGGAGGCGGCGCCGCCGCACCGGAAGACGAGGAAAUAUUGAAGCAAUUCGAAGAUGGAAGCCAGUUAAUGGUGGUUAACUGGUUCCCUCCUUGCCCUGAACCUGAACUCACCUUGGGAAUGCCGCCGCACUCCGAUUACGGAUUCUUGACACUUCUUCUCCAGGACGAAGUGGAGGGCCUGCAAAUCCAAUACAAAGGGAAAUGGAUCACCGUCGAACCAUUGGACAAUUCCUUCGUUGUUAACGUCGGUGAUCACCUUGAGAUAUUCAGCAAUGGGAGAUAUAAAAGUGUGCUGCACAGGGUGUUUGCGAAUCCGGCGAAGCCGCGCCUGUCGGUGGCGUCGUUGCAUAGUCUGCCGUUCGAUUGCAUGGUCCGACCGUCGCCUAAACUGAUCGACGAAGAAAAUCCAAGGCGUUAUAAAGACACGGAUUUUGCCACUUUUCUUGAAUACGUUUCGUCUUGUGAGCCGAAGAAGAAGAAUUUCUUGGAGUCUCGGAAAUUGACAUGAAAACCAUUGGAAAAGUGGAACCCAGAAUUAAAUUUCAAGAAGGAAAAAAAAAAACUAAAUAUCUGUGUUGACUUUGGUAUAUUAUCACAUAUUAUAAUUAAUUAAUGUUGA